UCAUGAAAACUACAAAUCCCAGCAUGCAUUUCUUUACAGCUUCCGGCUGGCGUUCUGUAGCAUCAUGGCAGCCUUCGGUAAAAUAGGCGCAUUCCUUAAAAAUGCCUGGGCGAAAGAGCCAGUUAUCACUGUUUCAGCAGCCAUUGGAAUUUUGGCUGUGGCCAUUCCGCUUGUAAGUCCCUACACAAAGUAUACUGCAUUGUUGAAUCAAUCCACGCCCUACAAUUAUCCAGUUCCAGUUCGAGAUGAUGGAAACAUGCCAGAUGUCCCCAGUCAUCCUGCUGAUAAGCUUGGGCCUAACCUUGAUUGGUUUAAGAACAUGUAAAUGAAAGGAAAAGAAAUCUGAAAAGAAUCCGUUGUUCUGUUCACACCAUUAUGUAUCCUGUAUAAAUAUGAAUAAAAACACUUACAAAAAAGUAA
Messenger RNA from Xenopus laevis (African clawed frog), 420 nucleotides. RefSeq names its product NADH:ubiquinone oxidoreductase subunit A3 S homeolog (gene ndufa3.S). Gene Ontology annotation, cellular component: respiratory chain complex I; mitochondrial inner membrane. The transcript is spliced from 4 exons. Bases 65 to 325 code for a protein of 86 amino acids. The record is from RefSeq and is a predicted model, not a curated record. Lineage: Eukaryota; Metazoa; Chordata; Amphibia; Anura; Pipidae.